CAAGGUCCAAUCUGCACCCCUUGGCUAAUCGGGGUUAUUCAUACUCUGGUUCUGUGAAGUCCGUAUCGUGCUGGUCUUUUUUCUAGCCGGCAUGGUAUCAGUUUGGAUUAUAAAACAGACAACCAGAGCAUAAACAGUAGAGCCGUUCUGUAGUAGAGUUGAUCAAGUCGUUUCGAGAAUGUCAUCAUGAUCAUGUGGAGGACGUGAUAGAUCAGAAACAUGUUCAACAUCAAAAUAAAAGCUUUUGUUGAAAAAGUUUGACAGUAGAGGUAUUUCUAUACUAUAGGAAAGAUAUGGUCUGUCCAGUGUUUCUUUGUCUUCUUCUGCUAUCGGCAUCAACAACAAGCGACUUGUCGUACACGUGGACACGUGAUGUUGUAGUGGCAGCAGAGCCAAGUGAUUUUCAAAUAUGGACAGCCAUUGAUAUUUCGCUUGCUAGGAGGCGGGAGCUAAGGAGAAGAAAAGAAAUGUAUCAUUCGCACGUUCAAAAGAGGGAAGAAAAAGUCGUCUGUUACACACGGUUCAUUUGGUGUUUUCGUGACGAAGGCCCCUUUGAAUACUGGGAUACACUCCCGGAAAGCCCGGAAAUAAUCGAGACAACUUUCAACUUAUAUACGAGGCAUAACCUUCUGGAAGGUGACUCCCUUCACUAUGAUAAUAACUCGUCUUUGAAUGUCUCUCAUUUUAAUGCUAGUAAUCCGGUGAAAAUAAUAAUCCAUGGUUUUGGAGGAAGCGCCGCCAACGCUUGGGUAGGACAGAUGGUUGAAGCUAUGUUGGAGACUGCUGACGUAAACGUUAUUGUUGUGGACUGGAACAAAGGUGCGAAGCUACCCAACUACAUGCAGGCAGCAGCAAAUUCUCGUCUAGUAGGAAAAGAAAUAGCAGAGUUAAUACGAUUGAUCAACUACGAGCGAGGAACAGCGAAUGAAGACUAUCAUUUAAUUGGCUACUCGCUGGGUGCGCAUAUAGCGGGCUUCGUUGGAACAGAGAUGAAGAAUUUGAGCCGUAUAACAGGGGGCCAGUGGCAUUCUCUGUGUCAUCACAGAAGAGCUAUCGAAUAUUUCAUAGCGUCCAUGGAGCCAGGCUGUUCGUUUACUUCCGUUGCUUGUGACAACUACGAGGAGUUUGUUCGUGGAGAUUGCUUCUUGUGCUCUGACAACACGUCGUGUGGUAACAUGGGAUAUUUUACUGAUGAAUCACUACCACAAAUAAAGAUGUAUCUACUGACUCGUGCUGAUCAACCCUAUUGUGGUAUUCAAUAUAAGGUGAUGAUAAAACACACCGAAGACCAAGGGAUAACCUGGGGUGGUUUGGAGAUUACUUUGAUGGAUGAUCAGGAAUUGAGUGAAACCUUUGAUGUCACAGAACGUUAUGAGGAAAUUCAAGAUGGCGUAGAAACCCAGAGUAUCGUAGUUGCACAUCCCCUGCUUUCUAACAUAACUAAAGUAAUUAUAACGUAUCACAAGUACGUUGGAUGGAUCUACAGUGGACUGGAUGAAUGGAAAAUAAAUAAAGUUUCUGUCAGUGGUCCGUUCGGAAACAUGUUUUCGUACUGUUCCUAUGCCACAGUUUUAAGGGACAAACAAGAGAUAGUGCUUGGCCUGGAACCUGGUGAGUGUAUACUUCCAGAUACCUGAUUGAAAAUCGGAAGGAACAUAGCCAAGCCUUCUAUCAGCGGACAUUUCACCACGAGCGGUAGGAGAAAAAAAAAACAUCCUUGCGAUCAUUGAACUACAAUGGAACUACAUUAUUACGUAAAGUUCAUAUUAAACUAAGAAUAUUUAUUGGAUGUUUUCACAUUACUUAUCUGAACAUUGUAAGAGUAUGAUACAUCGAUAGCAGCAUCGCCGCUAAGUCUAGUUUCACGUGUUCUUGUCACUGACGUUACAUGAUAAGUGUUAAGUACUGGAGAAAGGGGGAGCGUUGAAAAAGUGUAUUGAUAAUUCAUAAUGUGAAAUGCUUAUCAUUAUUACUGUAUACUGAUGGUUAAUCGUAUUUUACAAGUACUAUGACCCCUUGCUGAUCUUGGAACUACUGACUUCAUCGUCGAUCCUGCUCUUUCUGAUGACCACGCACUAUUCUGACACUUUAGUUUCGGCUGUAACGAGGUCAGUCUUGGACCACACAUCUUGAGAAACUUUAAGUGGAACACCGAUUUCCAAGACAAAGCUUAAACAGACGAAAGGCACAAGAAAUGCAUUGGAUCUGCAUUAUAAGAAUUGAAUAGAAGCGUGGCUAAAAAAAAGAGAUUAGUUAGGCUUCACUUUCUUCGUUAAUAUUUUUUCAUGAAAGACGUUUACUUCAACGUGUGCUGGAAUAGUCACCAACUUCAAGUCUUUGUUUAUUAUAUUGCUAACCAGAAGAUACGUCCAGCUUCAUCACAAUGAAUUUUGGGGUCGAAGGGCUCACCAUAGUAAUAUUCUGUUCUUUCGCUUUCCAUCACUUAACGUCCAUGCUAUAGAAAUGUGCCGUGACAAAUUUCUCUAGUCAUAAGUCUAACUUUGUGGCAUUACAGUGUCGGAUGGUCGCCAUUUGUCGUGACUCCAAUAUAUAGAUGCUAAGUUUGUAUUCCAAGAUUCUCCUCUACGUAUACAACUUACAAUUUCUUUCAGUUCGACCAGAACAGGAGGUGAAGUUAUUUUAUUCUACCAAUAAUGUAACCAACUUUUGGUUAUUGGAAGAUUGUAGAAAACAGGGAGAUUUAAAGACCAGAUCUAUUUAUUUAUAGUGUGUCUUGUCAUAUUUCCAGAAGUAUAACAAUAUCUGUGGAAUGUGAAAUAUGCGACAUGAAAUACAACUAUUCUAAUGAGUGGCAGUUUUUUCAUAGUCAAAAUGUUGGUAUAAAUAUCAUGAAAGUUGAUCUGUGUUAUUUAUUAUAACAAUAAUUAUAUUUAAACAUUUUAAAUAUACCUUUGAAAAUGGUAGGUCAGCAAGCCAAAAUGGGUUUUGCCAUUAAUUUUAGAUGUGAGGAGAAAAUGUAGGGUUCGAUAUCUUUGUCCUAAAGUGUACCUCUGUGUGUGUGUGAUCCAUUUCUUCAGAAUUAAAGGGUCUAGAAUAUUCUAAAAAAUCCACAAUAAUUCAAUUUAUCGUCUCCAGUAAUAAAAUAUUAUGUCUUUGAAUUGAAAUAUGCAUCGAAUUUAUAUGUUAACAAUAUCGAAUUUAUAUGUUAACAAUAUUUAUUAUAGUUCCCCAUCGAGCUAAUAUAUCAAACCGAUUUACUUUAAGAAGGAAAACAAACAUAAAU
Messenger RNA from Limulus polyphemus (Atlantic horseshoe crab), 3244 nucleotides. Its product is annotated as lipase member H-like. Bases 294 to 1637 code for a protein of 447 amino acids. The transcript has 7 exons. Gene Ontology annotation, molecular function: lipase activity. NCBI's taxonomy places the organism in Eukaryota, Metazoa, Arthropoda, Merostomata, Xiphosura, Limulidae. The record is from RefSeq and is a predicted model, not a curated record.